UCAUAACAUUAAGGUUAAGAAGGUUAGAAUUAGAAGAAAUCGUUUAUUUACAAGGAUUUUACUGUUUUGUAUAAAUACGAAUGCUUGAUAUUUUUGUGGUAUUGAAAGAUGGACAAAACUCCAAAAGCAAAGCACAAUAAAUAUCCAAACAACCCAGCUAAACCUGCAGAUAGUGAAUCACCGAUGCAAUUAAACUGUGCAUCAAGAAGUGACCUCUCUUUUGACUAUAGCCCAAUUUUAUCCCAAUGUACAAGUGAUAAUUAUGAUGUGGAUGUUAUUUGGGAUUGGAAUUCGCCUCGGGCCAAAACUAACAUGAGAAGAGGAAAACGACAACAUGCCCCUGAACAAGAAAAACCUCCUUUAAAAAAAACUCCCUCUGGUAAUAAUUUACCCACAUUUGAUCAACUUAAAAAGAAAUUAGAUGCACUCAAAGAAGAAAUAAAUGCAGAGAAGAAUGAAAAACCCAUUAAUUCUUCAUACAUUGAUUUUGAUCACUCAACAAGUAGGCAAAUCAAUUCUCAUAACCACUUAAUGGAAGAUAUCCCCGAAUUAGAAGAGCUUUUUAAUGAUGAUUCAUUUGAAGAGCAGUUGAUUUUAUGUGGUCAAAAAGUUGAAAAUUAUUUGAUUGUGCCAUCAGAAAACACCAAAAUAAAAACUAAUGAGUGUGAAAUAAAGAAGUUAUGGAGUGGUUCAAAUAAUAAUACCACAAAAAACACUAAUAUUGAAAUUAAUGAUAUUGCACAAAAAGAGACAAGGAUCACAAAUAGUAUAAAUGUGGAGGUUUCAAAAGCAAAAAAGUUUAACUUUAAGUCCAGUAAUAAAGCUCAAUCAGUAUCCAUAAAAGGUAUUUUUGAUAUAGCUAAGUCCAAAUCUGAUAAUUCAGAAAAUAAAGUUGACAAACCUAUAGAUGAUUCAUUUAACUUAGCGUUAGCUGCUUUUGAAAAUGAUGAGAUGGAUCUUUUAAAUGAAGUGAAUAUUCACCAGUCAAAAACAGCACAACAUUGUUUUAAUGACAAAGAAUCACUUUCAAAGGCAGCCUUAGAAGAGAUAGAAAGAAAGCGGAAAGAAGCUUUAGCAAAAUUAGAAGCCAAAAGAAAAGUACCACUAUCAACCCCAGCUAAUGAGACAUUUCUAAAAAAAUGUUCACCGGAAAAAAUCGAACAGUCAAAAACAAUACAAAAUUGUUUCAAUGAAAAGGGUAAAUGUUUGGGAACUGAUAUUGAACAUUUACAAAAGAGUUCUCAAUUUAGGAAAGCAAUUUCAUUUGAUGAUUCCUUCUCAAAAGCAGAAUCUAGCAGACAAAGUGAAUCACUUUCAAAAGAGGCCUUAGAAGAAAUAGAAAGGAAACGGAAAGAAGCAUUGGCAAAACUAGAAGCCAAAAAAAAGACAUCACUUGCUACCCCAGUUGAUAAAAAUUCUUUAAUAAAAUGCUCACCGAGAAAAAUCGAACAACCAAAGGCAACACAAGAUUGUUUUAAGGAGAGAAGUAAAUGUUUGGAAACUGGCAUAGAACAUUUACAAAAAAGUCCUCAAUUCAAAAAAACAACUUCAUUUGAUGAUUCCUUCUUAAAAGCUGGAUCUAGGAGACAAGGUGAUAUGUUUUACGAAUCGCUUUCGAAAGAGACCUUAGAAGAAAUAGAAAAGAAUCGGAAAGAGGCUUUGGCAAAACUAGAAGCUAAGAAAAAGACAUCACUUCACAUCCCAAUCGAUAAAAAUUCUCUAAUAAAAUGCUUGCCGCAACAAAUCGAACAGUCAAAGACAAAACAAGACUGUUUUAAUCAAAAAGGCAAAUGCCUGGAAACUGGCAUUAAACAUUUACCAAAGAGUCCCCAAUUCAGGAAAACAGCAUCAUUUGACGAUUCUUUCUUACAAGCUGGAUCUAGCACACAAGAAUCACUCUCCAAAAAGACUUUAGAUGAAAUAGAAAGGAAACGGAAAGAAGCUUUGACGAAACUAGAAACCAAAAGAAAAACACCACUCUCAACACCAGUGGACGAAACAUCUCCAAUAAAAUGUUCACCAGAAGAAAUCGAACAAAAAAGAUUACAGGCUUUAGCAAAACGAGAAGCAAAGAGAAAGCAAGAAAUAAUCGAACGUAACAGAUUAGAAGCCCUUAAAAGACUGGAAAUUAAUAAAAAGAAAAAAGCUUUAGAAUUACAAAAUGCUCACCGAACCGCACCAAAAACGUUACCAUACAAAAUCGCAGAAAAUAACCGAUAGCAUGGCGUAUAUUGAUUUACUUUAGCAUAAGAAUAGAAUCAAUCAUUGUUUUUUUACUAUUAUAUUAUUUUUUCAAUAUUAAAAUAAUACUGUUAUUA
This is a messenger RNA of Agrilus planipennis (emerald ash borer), 2318 nucleotides long. Its product is annotated as golgin subfamily A member 4-like. The transcript has 11 exons. Lineage: Eukaryota; Metazoa; Arthropoda; Insecta; Coleoptera; Buprestidae. Bases 109 to 2220 code for a protein of 703 amino acids. The record is from RefSeq and is a predicted model, not a curated record.